GGAGCCCGAGUCAACUCACGCCAAGAAAUUGCACAACUCGCACUCAGUUUGCAGCUGCAGUAGGCGACAGCAGCAUCCGACCCCCCUCUCCCAGGUGAACCAUGGAAGAAGACGCGUCCGGCGCCCGGGCAAGCAGCAGCCUGUCGGGCAGCACCCACACCCUGGAGCAGCAGCAACCCGAAUCCACGGAGGUCCUGGUCCCGAGCCGCUCCCCCGCCCCGUCCUCACCGGGCGCCACCACCGGGACCCUGUCCCGCUUCAGCCUGAGGAACCCGACCUCACCGGGACCGAGCAGCCCCGGUCAGGUGAGCGCCAUCACCGUGGUGGCGCUGCUGGACAAGCUGGUGUUGAUGCUGGAGACGGUGCAGGACAACCAGCGGAGGAUGGAGCAGCGGCAGGGCGAGCUGGAGGGCGCCGUCAAGUUCCUGCAGGGCGACGUGACCCGCCUGAACAAGUCCCAGGCCCUCGCCAACGUCUCCGUCAACAAGCUGCUGGACAAGUCCCGCAAAGUCAGCGUGCACGUGAAGGAGGUGAAGGAUCGCCUGGACAAGCAGGCCGUCCAGGUGAAGAAGCUGGAGUCGAACCACAACCACCUGCUGAAGAGGAACAACUUCAAAGUGCUCAUCUUCCAGGAAGAACAAGAGAUCCCUGCUGGCGUGGUUGUCAAGGAUGCCCUCAAGACCCCACAGCCGAGCCAGUACGAUGCAGAGUCCACGCGCCCUAAUCCAUCUAUGACGGGGUCCGUUGAAGCUGUUGGAGCACAAGAAGAGGUUCUCCCGCCUGUCAACACGAGCACAGAUGAGGACGAUGAUGUUCUGGGGAGUGAAUUGAUGGAGUAUGAGGCUGCUGCAAUAUCCCCUGUCAAAUUUGAGAGAAGGGCUGACCAGUUCAAGCGCAGCAGUCUGAAGAAAGUUGAUAGCCUGAAGAAAGCUUUUACACGGGAGAACAUUGAAAAGAAGAUGACUAAGAUCUCCUCCAAGAUUGUGCCACCAGAAAAACGUGAGAAAAUAAAGAAGAGCUUCACCCCUAACCACCCCAAGAGCUCAUCUGCCAAGACCUCGUCUUUCAAGGUGUCUCCCAUGACCUUCAAUGUCAAGAAGGUUCGAGAUGGAACAGAUCCCUCACAGGAAAUGAGCUCACCAGUGGGAGAAGCCCAUGUGGAGAUUCCUACCUUGGGAAGCCUUGAUGGCAAGAUUCCUGCAGUGGAGUUGCACAGUCAGGAGAGCAUCGUAGAGGAGCUGCAGGAGACGCUGAACAGCUCCAACUCAGAGAGCCUGAAAGAGGAGAGCGUGAAGGUAGAUGGUGUAAAGGUAGAGAACGUGAAGGUAGAUGGUGUAAAGGUAGAGAGUGUGAAGGUAGAUGGUGUAAAGGUAGACGGUGUGAAGGUAGAGAGUGUGAAGGUAGAGAGUCCUAAGGCAGAGGGCUUGAAGGUGGAUGUUUCGCUCAAUGGAAAAACACCCAGCGUUGAGUGUGAGGUGAAUGGCGAUGGUGUGGCUGGCCUGGCGGUUCCAGAAUCCGAUGAUGUUGGUGAGGUGGAAGAAAAGGGAGAAGAGAAACACACAGUCGCUGCUGAGGUGGCAGCAGGUGUCCAGGUUCCCACAGAAACAAUUGCUGUGGAGCAAGUGUCCUAAUAUCACAAGUUCUACCUUCACAUAGAUGUUUUGAAUCUGAAUAUCAUUCUUUUGUUUCUAAAACACCAGAAAACCCAACAGGCACAUAUUAUUCUUGUGAGUGCUUUUUGGUUUUACUUGUAUUGAACGGAACCGUAUUCCUGACUUAUGUCUUUAAGUCCUACAUGUUUCCUACAACCCAAACAUUCGUACGGACUUUGAAAAUCCUAAAAUGCGUUGGGUUUCAGUCUUAAAAACUGUAAAUCAACGGUCUAGUUCAGGUUAAUUGUAAAUGCUGGUGUCAGGUUGUUGAAAUGCAGAAAUACACCCUAACCCUUCAACUAGUCCCCCCCCCCCCCCCCCCCCCCCCCCGAAAUAGGUAAAUAGGUGCACAGUUCUGAGGCGCUAGCGCAGCCAUCUUUCUCCUGCUGUGCUUGUCUGCCUCUGCUCUUCUCCUCUUUCAAAAACUGCCUCUUUUGUUCUUUUAUUGGUAAAAAUAAUAAAUCUUUGGCAAGUGCUGCAGCCCACAGCCUGCUGAGGCAGGGUGUUGCCAGGUUGUUUUAGAAUUGGAAUGAGGAUUUUUUCCCCCAGUGUACUGGCCUGGGGUGUUUUUAAAGUAGUGGGUUGUUUACUGGAUUUUUUUUUCUCUUUGGCUCAACCUGAGAAAGCCCACAAAUUCAGCAAGGGGUGACUUCAGUAACACAAGUGCCUGUAUCAUAUAACAACUAUACAAUUAUCAGCUAGUCUUUUGGUGAGACCUGGUUUCUUAUUUAUCAGUAUCUCCAUUGAUAGCCUAUUUACACCUUUGCAUGUGCUGCAUUAUAUAGUAAUGUUAUAUAAUUGCUGUUUGGUCUCCAACAACUCAAAUUUAAUCGGACAUUGGAGUAAAACAACAGUGGAAUGAACUUGAAAUGGACAAAAGGUUAAAAUGUUUAGAGAUUUCUUUAUAUUGGAAUAAUGCUAACGUGCAAAAACUAAGACAGAUGAAGGAUGUCAUUGCAGAACAAAGGCAAUAAUUCAGAUGUGACCAUGCAGGCUUUUCUCAUUUUUAUGUGAGGCAAUAAGUAAAAUCUAUGCUUAGUUUCUCCAAAAGCACAAUAACAUUUUUUACACUGCCCUAAACCUGCACAGGCUGGUUAGAGUAACUGCACUCUUUAAAAGAGUAGAGUCCUACUUUUUUUUUUUUUUUGCAGAUAAGAGUGAAAGCAAAACACGCCAGAAAUACUUUUUUUAUUUUAAUUUGAUUCAUAGUUGAGGUUUUACAAAUAAUUCAAAAAGAAAAGCGAAACUACCAAGCCACAGUGAACAUUAUGAUGAAGUAAACACCAUCCUUCGUGGUAUUUCACAGUUAUCGUUUUACCAACCCCAGUUGCAGGCUACAUUAUGUCAUAACUCCUAAAAAUAAUGGAGUGAAGUUGUACCAGGUGCCAAGGAUCCAGAUACUGGAGAAGUUACAGGAGUAGAUAAAAGCAGAGGACAGCAUUCCUAGGUCUGACGAAUGGUUCCUGCUCGGCCCAUUUUUCUUGUUCUUGGCCUCCUUGUUGAAAGUGGAUGAGGAUCUGUGGAGCCACAGGUGUAGCCCUGUAGGAGCUCCCAGACGCAAGGUGGUUAUGGACCCUGGGCAUCGGUGCUGGGAUGUGUGGGGAAAACUCUUCAGGUGUUGUUGCCUUUGGUUAAGGCGUGCAUGCAUGUCUGCAGAGAGGCAUUAAAGUUGUGACAGUCUGCUGACUGGGAAUUGAAACACGUUUUUUGGAUCCACGGAAAAACAGCUGGAGCUGGAUUGGGUAACUUUGUUUUCAGCUUGAAUGAAUGGGGUAUUUAUAGUGACUCUGAAUAAGAUAAAUCACAAAAGGCGAUAAACAUCUCAGAUCUGUAUGUAAACGUGCAGGAUUAUCAACAGGACCUGUUUCUAAUAGGACUACUCAUAUAUUGAACAAAUUCACAAAUUCACCUAUCACACAAGUCACAAAUUGAACACAGCCGUAUAUUGAUGCUGUCAUACCUGUCACUUAAAGUACAAUUAAAAUUAAACACUCAUUUACUAUAUUUAGAGGUAUGUUAUUGCACAAGUACAUCUAACUUGUAUUGUUAGUUUAUUUUGAGUGUACUUAUUGUGGGUUUUAAAGAAAAAACUAAAUGGUGAAAGUAUUUACAAAUAUUGAUGAAUAAGAAAACAAAAUUCCACUGCGAUGGACAAGACAAGAACGCUUCAGUAAUUGCAACUGCAAAGAACUUGCAGUGUACAGUGUUGUGCAAACGUUUUAAACCCCCCUUCAGAAAUGACCAGAUGAAAAUGCAGCCCACAAAGUCUGAAGAACUUUUGAUUAAAACUAUUAAAAGAUUGCAAAGGUUGUCUGUUUUGGAAGAAAGUAUAAAAACAUGACUCAAGACUUGGAUGUUGUAUUAUUGGGGUUUGUUUACAACUAAAUGCAAAAAAAAUAAAUAUCUAUUUUUAAUAUUUACUAAAACCUUGAUUCAUCAGUAUGUCUGAUUAAAUAUUUUCGUCAGUCAGAAAACUUGUUUACUGCUUUUAUUUGAGACUAUAUAUAUAUAUACAUAUACUGGAUCUACUCUGCACAUUUAUCACUUUAAGAGUAGCUAAAGUGUUUGUACUUUUACUUUUACAUUUGGGAGUAUUUCGGAAAAAAAAAACAUUUAAAAAACAAGCAAAGUGCAGCACAUGGUGUUCCAGUACUUAACUGUACUUUGGGUGUAAAAUAAAAGUAUAUAUAUAUAUAUAUAUAUAUAUAUAUAUAUAUAUAUAUAUAUAUAUAUAUAUAUAUAUAUAUAUAUAUAUAUAUAUAUAAACUUUGGGAUUUGGAAAUAAAAUACUUUUUUGCUUUUCAAAAACGUUUCUAUCUGUAAUGAUUUGUAAUUUUUUUCAUCCAUUUAUUCUGUCAAUCACGCUACAGAAAAAGGACACGUUGUUCCUUUCUGCUUGUUUAUUUUUGUUUAUUAUUCUGAUAUCUGUCUGCUAAAUAAAGUUUGCUUUUAUGUGAAAUUAUGCCGUUAAGUCUGAAAUAUAUGAUCACCAUUAGUUCAGAAUUUUAAACUAAAUUUAACCUAAAAUUGUUUCAUGUAUUGAUUUAAGUGUAAACACCAGUUUUCCUUUUAUUUUAAGCCUGUUUAUUUAGCCAAUUAAACCAAAGAAGGUUCCUUCACAGAAGUUUCCCAACCACGCGUGAUUACACAUCCUGUAAACAUGCAAAGUUUAGCCUUGCAUACAUAAAUAAAGAUUUUAUAACUCUGAAA
This is a messenger RNA of Nothobranchius furzeri (turquoise killifish), 4862 nucleotides long. RefSeq names its product caveolae-associated protein 2. Gene Ontology annotation, cellular component: caveola; cytoplasm. The record is from RefSeq and is a predicted model, not a curated record. Gene Ontology annotation, molecular function: protein kinase C binding. Lineage: Eukaryota; Metazoa; Chordata; Actinopteri; Cyprinodontiformes; Nothobranchiidae.